CACAAGUAUUAGUCAGUCAUCGUCUCCCACUCAACACAAUCUCCUCAGUCACUCAUGGCGACUCUCCCUCUCCCUCAAAUCUCCACGAUCUCUCUCCCUAAACCCUACCUAUCCAACACCUCCUCCUUCCCGUUUCGGAACGUGAGUCUCUCAACAAGAAAUCGCCGGAUUUUUCUCACCGGAGGAGUCGUUGCUCGUUCGUACAAAGUGGUGGUUGAGCAGGACGGAAAGACGACGGAGCUGGAGGUUGAACCGGACGAGACGAUUCUAUCGAAGGCUCUUGAGUCGGGGAUGGACGUGCCGUACGACUGCAAUCUCGGCGUUUGUAUGACUUGUCCGGCCAAACUCGUGACCGGAACGGUGGAUCAGAGCGACGGGAUGCUGAGCGAAGACGUGGUGGAACGUGGCUACGCGCUUCUUUGCGCGUCCUAUCCAACUUCGGAUUGUCACAUUAAGAUGAUCCCUGAAGAAGAGCUCUUGUCUCUCCAGCUCGCAACAGCUAACGACUAACAGUGGACGUUGGUGUAUGUUACGGUGUCGUUUUUUGCUUGCUUUUCAAACGUUCAAAAGGUGUCUAAUGAUAUUAGUCAUGCAGACUAUGUAGUGCUUGAUAUGAGUGUUGGCCUGUAGCCUUAUUGUAGUAAAAUGAUUAUCACAUACCAA
Raphanus sativus (radish) is the source of this 663-nucleotide messenger RNA. Its product is annotated as ferredoxin C 1, chloroplastic. The record is from RefSeq and is a predicted model, not a curated record. NCBI's taxonomy places the organism in Eukaryota, Viridiplantae, Streptophyta, Magnoliopsida, Brassicales, Brassicaceae. Gene Ontology annotation, biological process: electron transport chain. The coding region runs from base 55 to 510 and encodes 151 amino acids. The transcript has a single exon. Gene Ontology annotation, molecular function: 2 iron, 2 sulfur cluster binding; electron transfer activity.